Megalops cyprinoides (Indo-Pacific tarpon) is the source of this 5468-nucleotide messenger RNA. RefSeq names its product NCK-associated protein 5-like (gene nckap5l). Gene Ontology annotation, cellular component: microtubule plus-end. Lineage: Eukaryota; Metazoa; Chordata; Actinopteri; Elopiformes; Megalopidae. The coding region runs from base 206 to 4891 and encodes 1561 amino acids. The record is from RefSeq and is a predicted model, not a curated record. The transcript is spliced from 13 exons. Gene Ontology annotation, biological process: microtubule depolymerization; microtubule bundle formation.
CGUUUUUUCAACAAAAUAAAUUAUAGUGUUUUGCUCCGCAUUCUGUGCAGCAUUUGUCGGGGUGUUGCACCGCUUUUAGUUCAGCUUCUUUUCUACGGUAAAGCUGCAACAAAUGAGGUUGUCGCCUCGUGCGGAGAGCGAGAGGAGAGGAGAGUCGCUGAAGUUAGAGGUCUGUUCUGACUGAGGAGAGCCAAUCUCACAGGUGAUGAUGUCUGAAGAAGCAGAGCUCAGAGACUGCGAUGAGGCUUUUGAGUCAGAAGAGGGCGAAGUGGAGCCAUAUCUGGAGGAGGGAGAGAGCAGCCGAGAGCUCCUGGAGAGGCUGCGAGAGCUAGAGGCUGAGAAUUCUGCCCUGGCCCUGGCAAAUGAGAGUCAGAGAGAGGCAUAUGAGAGGUGUCUGGAUGAGGUGGCAAACCACGUGGUGCAGGCCCUACUGAACCAGAAGGACCUGCGAGAGGAGUGCAUUAAGUUGAAGAUGCGUGUGUUCGACCUAGAGAGACAGAACCGGACCCUUACCGAGCUCUUCCACCAGAAAAUACACAAUCAACCAGGCCCCAGCCUACAGAUGCAGACAGGACCCAUCCCAGAGCAAGGCACCAUGACUCCACCCACGGGAUCGGAUAAGCCAGCGGAGUCCCCAUGUGACACGCCGAUCAAGAGCACUGGGGAGCAUACUAAGAAUGGGACACCGGGGACCCAAGGCCCGGCCGCCUCCAUGGAGGCCCUGUCCCCAUUCUUCAAGAAGAAAGCACACAUCCUGGAAGUCCUGCGCAAGCUGGAGGAGACAGACCCCCUGAAGUUCCAUCCCUCCUCAGGUCUCUCCUCCUACUGUGACUUCAGCCAGACCCUGGUCCCAGCAGAGAUGGGUCUUGCCUCCGUGAGCUUGCCCCCACAGCACAAGGCAGUGCACCAGCCUCACUGUCGCCAUUCCUGCUCGGAUUCCGAUGCGCACGAGUACAUAAACGGCAAGGGGGCAGGACCAGAUGACCACCGCCCAUGCCAGGAGAGCUGCCAGUCUUGCUUGAUUCUGUCCCAGAAGAACUUGGACAGCCUCUUGAAGUGUAACCUUAUCUGUGGCACUUCGCACCCUGCAGUUGUGGGGAACCUCGAUGGCCUGGAGUGGCCAGAGGCAAAGGGGGUGUCUGGCCAGAGUGCAGACUCCCAAAGCGAUACCACUCCUGCUGGCAGCACAAGCCAACCCCACACACACAGUACAUCAGCAGGGGAGUGCACUUCUCCAGCAGAGCACAGACACAAAGAGCCUGAAGACCUCCCACAGCUAGGGGUUGCCGACUCCCAUAUCAAAGACACUGGUCAGAACAGCCCUACCACUGGAGUUUCAGAGGGCCCCCCCCAGUUGGGUGAAUCGCAGAAUGGUGCCCACCAACCCCAGGAGACAUUCUCUGACACACCCUUUAGCACUACCAAUCCUGCACAAUGUAAACUGCCACCAAGGGAUGCUGACGCUCUCCCUCUGAAAGAGGACAUGAAGCACAUGAGCGCUGUGACCUUACAGAGCCUCAACACAGGGCCAGUCAUGGAGACAACAGAGGAGUGCUACUUCAAAGUGGCCGCGGAGGUGGCCAAUGUUAAAAACAGCUUGUAUGCUGCUACCUCAAACCUGCCUGUCCCUGUGCGGGCAGACAGCACCCAGAUUGCUUACUGUGAGCAAGAGACUAAGGAGCAGAUCUGCAAUGGGCUGUACUUCUCCUCCAACGAGAGCUGCAUGUCCAAAAAGGUGGCGGUCGAGUCCUACUCUCCAGCCACUCCGUCUGAGAAGGGCACCAUGGCUCAGCUUCCCCCUGCUGGUAAAGGCAAACUUGUUCUCAGUCCCACCUCUCCCUCAUGCCUCAGCGAGGUCAAGGCUUCCCCCAUUUCCUCCCCCUCCAGGCUGCUCAAGUUCCUGAAGAUACCAUCCAUUGGAGAGAGGGGGCAAGGCAGCAACCCCCUUCGGCUCAGCCCCCAGCUCACACGCAGCUCCAGGAUCCCCUGCCGUAACAACUAUGAGGUGUUCCACUCCCCUGCUGCAGCCCGAAAGGCCACCACGACCGAGAGGGACAGGCAGCCGACCCCCUCCAAAACGGACCCCUACCCCGCCACACACUCUGCGCCAACCUCACCACCCAAGCCCGAGGGUGCGUGCUCACCCCCUGCCAAGGAGAUCAGCUACAGCAGCCACUCCGCCCCCAAAGCCAGCCGCAGCACCAAGCUGACGCCGAGCGCCCAACAGCCCAAGGGCUUCCAGAAGGUGCCCCUCUAUGAGAAUGUCUCGGACCUCUCCGUUUCCUGCCCGGUGGACGGGGAUGAGGCGCCCCAGUUCCUCGAGAGACUGAAAGCAUCUCGUCUUGUACCCUACCCUAAAAAUGAAGACGCCCUCCUGGAGAAACGGCCCAGCUCCUUGGAGGAGGGGCUUCUUGGCCCUGGCCUCAAGCAGCACGACCUGUUGCUUGGGACAGAUUGUUCCCGUGGCCCUGCGUCAGCAGAUCAUGAUGCUUCCACAGAUAAUGAUGGCUGGUACCAGCUCCACAGCCAUCACAGCCUGCCAGACUCUGCUGCCCUUCAUAAAGCCCAGAACAGCUGUCAUCACCCCAGCACAACAGAUAGGCAGCAUGACCCAGGUGCUUUGGACACCACCUUGCCUAGCUCCGAACUCUCUCAGUCCCCGGCCAUUACAAAGGGGACUGACCCGCCAACAGUUCCCAAGAAAUCAGCAGCGGGGAAACCUCAUAGCGAAUCCAGUCACCAUGCAUUCAAAGAGCGCUUAGCUGCUCUUGGAAAGCUGAAGAGCACAGAAGACUUGCAAGUCAGCAUGCAGUCCAAGGACAAGGAAGAUACUGUGCAGUGGAAUGAGAGCAAAGCUGAGAAAAGCAAAACAGCAGAGAGGCAAGUCGACCGUAAUGCAGGGGAACAUAGGCACUCAAAAUACACAGACUCCCUUGACGGUAAGCCAUACCCAAAAGCCAAUCUUAGCGGCUAUGCUGGGAAGUUCCCUGGCCCCUCUCUGCCUUAUGAACUGGGGGCUAAAUCACUGCCGUCUGGCUCAUCGGUCACUAAGGUGGAGCAGGAAACCUUCUCAUCCAGAAUGUGUGUGACAAAGACAGAGAGCCCCAAGAUAAAGGCAGGCCUGCAGCCCUCCAACCCGGACCCCCCCCAGGUUUUGCGUAACUACAUGAAAUGUGCAGCCACUCCCUCACAGAACCUUCCUCACAAUGGCAAAAAUGCCCCCAGCCCUCAGAGCAGUCCUACCAAGGUUCAGUCUAAAUCUCCAUCCAAACCGGGCCAGGCAUCCUCCAACCCCAGAACAUGCAAACCCAUCCAGGAAGACCGUGCAGCUGCCCAGAAGCUCUGGUCGAAGUCAGAGGACAGAAGCAAGCUUGCUGCCAACAAGAAGAAGAGCUCUGCUUAUUCAGAGAGCCUGCCCCCGCCACCCUCAAGGCCAGUGGACAUGGAUGAGGACAAGAGAACCUUCACCCCUGGCCCACAGUCGGCCAUCGAGCAGAAGGUGAUGAAGGGGAUCGAGGAGAAUGUGCUGAAGCUGCAGGAGCAGGACCGGGGGCAGGCGGCCGAGGUCAAGCAGAAGGCCACCAACGGCAUUGCCAGCUGGUUUGGCCUACGGAAGAGCAAGCUGCCAGCCCUCAGCCGCAAGCUAGAGACAUCUAAGCCCAAGGAGGACAGGAAGGAGUGGAGGCUGGUGUCCUCCUCUGCAGGGAGGGACCCCAAAGCAGCCGCUAAGAAGAAGCUGGAGGUGGAGAGCCUGAACAUCUCGAAACUGAUGGAGAAGGCAGAAGACCUGCGCAAAGCCCUGGAGGAGGAACGAGCCUACGUGAACGGGGUGGCCCUGGACCGGCCCGGCAGAGGCCACUCCUGUGAGGUGGUGAUGAACCAGGCGCAGGGUCAGCUGUCAGUCAUGUACAGGGGCGUGGCCUCUGACAACUUCAUGCAACAGCUGCUUAACAGAGUGGAUGUGCGGGACGGCAGCAGUAUGGCGCUGGCGCAUCGACGCCUCUCUUUUGACUCGAAGAAGUCCCGGCCUGUCUUCAGCCAGCCGAGGAACGGCAUCAUCAGCCAUGCCAAGAGCAGAGAGGACAUGGAAAAGGGUUCAGACCUUGUCAGCAAGGAUGAUGUGACAGCAGAUGAGAGCCUGGCUGAAUCCAUGAAUUCUCAGCACUUUGCAGGCUGCAGUGCCUCCACGCACACCCUUGACAGCGGCAUCGGCACCUUCCCUCUGCCUGACUACAGUGGCAGCGCAGCAGGAAAAAGCAUCCCCAAGGUGAGGCCCCGGGGAGAGCGUGACUCCUCUGGCUCCCAUGGCAAACCAGGGCCUACAACGAAGGUUCCACGCAAGGCCCGGACGCUGGAGAGAGAGCUGACUUCCCUGGAGGAGGAUUGUCCUAGGGAGAAAGAGCUGAACUCCUCCGCCCUGUACGGACCUGCAGUGGACAGCAGGGGUCCGAGCACCCGCCUGUCCAGCACCAUCCGCGAAGAUGACGAUACCUUUGGUGAGCACAUGCGAUCUCCACCCUCAAAGAACUGGACUUUCCCCAACCUGAAAGUGUCCGAAGACCCCACUGAGGUAUACCUGGGGGUUACCGAGGGGGUGGAGCCAGCGCCCCAUGGGACUCCAUUCAGAAGGAGUCUGAAGCCAUGUGGUCCCCCAGGCCCCUGUGACACUGAUCCUGCCAGUCUUUCGCUGCCCCCCCAGGUGGGGCUGGGCCACAGGGGCAAGGGUCGGACUCCCAGCGCCCCCGAAGUGGGCAAGGAGGCGGGUCUGGAGCUGGUGAAGGAGCGGCAGGACGACGUCCUCUCCCCCAUCCGCCCCCAGGCCCUGGAGACCCCGGAGUCCCUCAGCGACUCUCUGUACGACAGCCUGUCCUCCUGCGGCAGCCAGGGAUGAUGGGCAGGGCGGGAUCCCUUCUCUCCGAGGAACCUCUGCCACGGCAGUGGCCGACAUCUUGGGGUUCUGCCUGGACACCCCCCCCCCAGCACAACUUUUCACACACUCUUCCUCAGGGUGACCGACGUGCACACCAAGCUAAAGAAGUGGACCGGCCACUGAGACCCAGCCGAGGGUCAAGGACAUGGACGGAACAUGCAGACCACACGAGAAAUGACAUUUCCCUAGUUCUUCCACAAAGAGGAAAUACACAGAUGGACCAGAUGCAUGGAAAUACAGUAGCUCUUUCACUUUUGGCCCUGUAAGUAAGCUGCCAACCUAACACAGGAAAAAUUAUACUCUCUCUACUGUCUUGACUGACAUUUGUUUAUCCCAAGGAAUAAGGUGGUGCAUCUGAGUUCUGAUGGCAGUGUCCUUUCAGACAGUUGUGAAAUUCCACCUAAUUACUUGGGUAUUGUUUGACAAAGCUGAAUUCCCUUUGGAGAGUCAAGAAAGUCUGGUUUCAAAAAUCUCCCCAUGAAGCAUCUGUCACCUGUAAAUGCAAAAGACUAAUGUAGUUAACUGCCAAACAAAUGUA